GGCGGGCGGCGGGCGCCAUCUUGGUCGGCGGCGCGGAUUGAAUGAGCCCGCCGAGUCGCGGCCGCCGUUCUGAGCCGCGCGGACCCCGAGCCGCCGCCGCCGCCGCCGCUGCCGCUGCCAUGGCCACGCCGCCGCCUGGCCGCGCGGGCGGGCCCGCUACGCCGCUGUCGCCCACGCGCCUGUCGCGGCUGCAGGAGAAGGAGGAGCUGCGCGAGCUCAAUGACCGCUUGGCGCACUACAUCGACCGCGUCCGCGCGCUGGAGCUGGAGAACGACCGGCUCCUCCUCAAGAUCUCCGAGAAGGAGGAGGUGACCACGCGCGAGGUGAGCGGCAUCAAGACGCUGUACGAGUCGGAGCUGGCUGAUGCCCGCAGGGUGCUGGACGAGACGGCCCGGGACCGGGCCCGGCUGCAGAUAGAAAUCGGGAAGCUAGGAGCCGACCUGGAAGAGGCCAACAAGAGCGCCAAGAAGAGGGAGGGUGAGCUCAUGGGGGCCCAGGACCGCAUCAGGGACCUGGAGUCCGUGUUCCACCGGAGUGAGAUGGAGCUGGCCGCUGCCCUCAGUGACAAGCGUGCCCUGGAGAAUGACGUGGCGGAGCUGCGGGCCCAGCUGGCCAAGGCAGAGGACGGUCAUGCGGUGGCCAAAAAGCAGCUUGAGAAGGAGACGCUGAUGCGCGUGGACCUGGAGAACCGCUGCCAGAGCCUGCAGGAGGAGCUGGCCUUCCGCAAGGAUGUCUUUGAGGAGGAGGUGCGGGAGACGCGGCGGCGGCACGAGCGGCGCCUGGUGGAGGUGGACAGCAGCCGGCAGCAAGAGUACGACUUCAAGAUGGCACAGGCGCUGGAGGAGCUGCGGGCCCAGCACGAUGAGCAAGUGCGGCUCUACAAGCUGGAAUUGGAGCAGACCUACCAGGCCAAGCUGGACAACGCCAAGCUGAGCUCCGACCAGAAUGACAAGGCCGCCAGCGCCGCCCGGGAGGAGCUGAAGGAAGCCCGCAUGCGGCUUGAGUCCCUCAGCUACCAGCUCUCCAGCCUCCAGAAGCAGGCGAGCGCGGCUGAGGACCGGAUCCGUGAGCUGGAGGAGACGAUGGCAGGGGAGCGGGACAAAUUCCGGAAGAUGCUGGAUGCCAAGGAGCGGGAGAUGACAGAGAUGCGGGAUGUGAUGCAGCAGCAGCUGGCUGAGUACCAGGAGCUGCUGGACGUCAAGCUGGCCCUGGAUAUGGAGAUCAACGCCUACCGCAAACUCCUGGAGGGCGAGGAGGAGAGGCUGAAGCUGUCCCCUAGCCCCUCAUCGCGGAUCACGAUUUCGCGAGCCACUUCGAGCAGCAGCGGCAGCAGUGUGUCCAUGGCUGGGCGCUCAGGCCGCAGCAAGCGGAAGCGGCUGGAGGUGGAGGAGCCGCUGGGUACGGGCUCGAGCGGCAUCGGCUCAGGCAGCAGUACCAGCAGCAGCAGCAGCUUCCACAUGGCCCAGCAGGCCUCGGCCUCGGGCAGCAUCAGCAUAGAAGAGAUUGACCUGGAGGGCAAGUUUGUGCAGCUGAAGAAUAGCUCGGACAAGGAUCAGUCUCUGGGCAACUGGAGGAUCAAGAGGCAGGUCCUAGAAGGGGAAGAGAUCGCCUACAAGUUCACGCCCAAGUACGUGCUGCGGGCUGGCCAGACCGUCACGGUGUGGGCGGCCGGUGCAGGGGUGGCUCAUAGCCCCCCAUCCACGCUCGUGUGGAAGAGCCAGAACAGCUGGGGCACUGGUGGGAGCUUCCGGACCGUCCUGGUCAACGCUGACGGGGAGGAAGUGGCCAUAAGAACCGUGAAACAGUCCUCAGUGGCACGGGAGGCCGAGAAUGGGGAGGAGGCUGAGGACGAGGCCGCUGAGUUUGGAGAGGAGGAUCUUUUCCAUCAGCAGGGGGACCCGAGGACCACCUCUCGAGGCUGCCGCGUGAUGUGAACCAAACGCGCCUCAUCACACGUCUUUCUUUACCCAGAGCCACUGAAGACUAUUUUUAUAUCAUUGGCUUUAGUCCUUGGUACAUUUCUAGAGAAUUUUUAAGCAAACUGCCAGAGCGUGGGGGUGGGUCUCUGCUGAUCUUUCCUGUCGGUGGGUUUCCCUGGACCCUUCAUCACCACUGUCCAGACUGUCUCAGUGCCCCAUCAUCUCACCUUCGAAUUCGAGGCCCUGGAAGCUAGUGGCUGACAGGCUGCUGGUUUUGGGGCCUGUCCACUGCCUCGGUCUCCACUGCGGCUGGGGGCCAGGGUGAAGAGGAGGUCUUGAGGUGGACAGCAAAACUGCAGGAAUUCAAUUGUCGUUUGUUUUAUUAAGCUUUUAAAAAACCAAAUUCAUAAUCCAGGUUCUGACCUGGUGGGGGGCAGGGGUGUCCCAUCGGACGUUGGUGACCCAGCCCAGCGGGGACGGGGUGAGGGGUUGGGAGCAGCUGGGAAUCACAGGCUUUGGCCUCCAGCCUGGGCUUUGGCAGUUUGUUCCUGCUCUCCCGGUGGGACUCGGGGCGCCUGGGAUGGGCCCCCUGGUUCUCUCUCUGGCUGCUGGACCCUCAGGUUUCUGGAGCUUUCUGCAGUUGAGUUCCUCACCUGGUGGGGCAGGAGAAAGGGAAGCCUGGGGCACAGGGACGAUCCCAUUCUAAAACUUGUGCCCAGCUAAGUGUGGAGGGGCCAGUGUGACAACCUCAGAGGCAAACGCCUUGGGCUCCCGCACAUCCACGUGUAACCACUCCCUGCCCCCUGUUGGGAGGAGGGUGACUUAAGAGGAGCCACUGGACUCCCCACUCUGGCUCUGCCUUGCGCGAGGGGGCCCGCUGUCUCUGUGUCCUUGGGCACAUCGUGACGUGCUGGUUUCCUUUGUAACUUCCUUGCUGAAAUGAUGUCUUAGGCCUGCCAGUGCCAGCUGACCCCUCCACGAUGGCUCCACGUUGUGCUCAGCUUCUGGCCAUCGGAGACCCCCUCCCCACAUCAGCUUACCUUUGACACCCCUGCCACAUAGAUACACAGAAGUUAUUUUUUUAACGGAUAUUUAUUUUUUUACAUUGGUCAGUACACAGAUUGCCGGUAUCCCACCUCAGGGGCUCACACACCAGGGUCACCAGGACAGUCCCCCUUGGGGGGUGGCGUAGGGGGACCGUCUCAGUGGGCCCUGAGCACCGGACGGCAAACGUCCUUCAGAAAGUGCAGCUUGAGUCUUAGAGACGCAAUACUGAGCCAUGGAGGCAGGCUGGCCCCUGAAAGCGGGCAAUUUCUAUGCAGCCUGAGCGCCAGCCCCUCGGACUUCACUCUGCCUCCUUUCCUUGGGAAUUGCUCACCACAAGGCCUGGCCAGGAAAGUGCCCAUGUGAUAAAACCAGCGCUGCUGCUGAGUCCACAAUCUCCCCGCAGCCCCUGGCUUUAAGUCCACAGCCACUGAGCUCCUGGACAGGGACACCCCUGUGGAAGGAGACGCAUCUCACCAGAGCCUCGCCUCUCGGGGAAGGUGCAGGCCCCUGGUGAGCAUUUCCUGCCCUGGCAACGCACCAUCCCCACCCAGUGUGUGACCUUCCCCAAGAGUGAGAGGCUUCCAGGCCUCUGAGGCCGUGGGCUGUUCCCCACCCCUCCCCAUAGCAGGAAGUGAGGGCUAGUGAGGGUCUGGAGGGCGUGAUGAGGUGCUGGGAGGGUGGGUGGAGGUGACCCCUAAUCAUGUGGAAACUGCACUGGGCUCAGCCACAUCCUUCAAGGUAUUUUGGAAAUUUGGGGGUCAAAGCUAUGUCCUGGCUUUUGGGUCUGAAUUGCUGACACAAUUUGGCAGGCAGGGCUUCUGGCCCAGAAGGAAGGGAGAGGGCCCUACCCUCACUGCCGGCCCAGAAAAACCAGCCCCAGGGUUGCACUGGGGCCUGCAAGAGCCCCCAGGCUCCCUGGCUGGGAUUGUUCCUCGCAGGUGAUUUGCCUCAAAGCCACCUUUUGGUCAUAUCCCUGCCCCACAGUUGCCUGGAUGAGGUCUUGAGUGGACCCUAGAGGUGGCCCAGGCAGGCACUGAGGUGCCUUUGGUGGGUAUGCUGGGCUGGUGGCCAGUUAUGGCUGGAGUUGGAUAACAGUUGUGGAUAUUCAAGUAUUUGGAAACAAGAGUCCAAUGUUAAAAUGGCAGCCAUAGCCUAGGAAACAAUUUGCACUUGCCCUUUAACAUGCUUAACUUUCAGCCAUUUAAAUGAUGCCGAAGUGAUUCUUUUUUCUAAGCCCUUGUCAUGUGACUGCAAGUAACUGUAGCACCAAUUUAGAGAAAACUCAUUCUCGGCCCAGCCCAGGGAAGGAGUGGCCUACAAGGAUGAGGUCGGCAAGGCAAUCCCUGGGAGACACUGCUGCCUUUCCCCCGGGGCCUGGGUGCUCACCUAAGACUUGGGCGUUCAGCUGUUUUCCUAACAGCAAGGCUUCUGACUUGGGGUUUUUACUCACACGGUCUUCCCAGCAGUUCUAUUUAUAUCAGCAUAUCCGAGUUGGGACUGACAUUCCUCAAGGACAUUAAAGCUACUGGAAAGGUCUUAAUUCCAACCCGUAAGGGAUCAUCUGUACAACAUGCUGGUGGACUCGGCUUCAAGAACCCGGCUGUCUGGACACAUUUCAGACAUCUGUGGGUGAUUUUUAAGAUGCAUGCCAAACGUGUGUUUUGCUUUCUCCAAUGAUUUGUAAUAUACCUUUUAUGACUGGAAACUUUUAUACAACACUCCAAUAAACAUUUUGGUUUUAAAAA
Sus scrofa (pig) is the source of this 4711-nucleotide messenger RNA. RefSeq names its product lamin B2 (gene LMNB2). The record is from RefSeq and is a predicted model, not a curated record. Gene Ontology annotation, cellular component: nuclear lamina; nuclear envelope. NCBI's taxonomy places the organism in Eukaryota, Metazoa, Chordata, Mammalia, Artiodactyla, Suidae. Gene Ontology annotation, biological process: nuclear envelope organization; heterochromatin formation; nuclear pore localization. Gene Ontology annotation, molecular function: structural constituent of cytoskeleton.